AUGACCACUGACCUAGAGCCGGAAUCUCCUCGGCCUGACGACGGAGCCCCCGUCGUCCCUACCACGGCUGCCCAGCAUCUGGCCAGGUUUGAGUUCAGUGAUGCUGGCACAAAGGUGCUCAUGGUUGAGUGGUAUCCCGACGCCGUCCAUGCCCCCGCUCCCUCCGAUGAUCCUCCCGCCGAUCUCGCCGACCCUCCCUCCGCUCCGAGCACCGAUGACGUCUCCGCUGCGGAACCGGCCUCGGCCGCUGCCAACACUGGUAUUGGUGCAGAUGCAGAUGCUGUCAACAGCAGCACCUACUGGCAGGUGUCAUGGCCUGGCAAGUCUACAAACCUACCCGCCGCCGAGCCCGACUCGGAUCCAGAAUCAGCCUCGAGCACCUCAUCCCGCCGACGCCGAGUCUACUUCCUCCUUCCCGCAGAUGCCACCGUCCCUGCCACCAUCACCAUCACGCCUCCCGGAGCGCCGAGCUUGACCCUCAAGCCUCUGCCGGCCAUCUUCCCUCCUGGCCUAGCUGCAGACCCGGGACCUCGGGGCGUGUUGCACACGUUAUGGGCACGGCAACGCCUUGCCGCGAUAGACCGUGAGGUUGCGGCUGAGCUACGCAAUAAUGCAGAGGGCGUGGGCGUCGAGAUGGCUCUCGCCGAGCGGAAAUGGAUCCUCGAUACCUUCAUCCGCCCACCUUCCUUACCCACGGAGCCGUCCACCCGCCCUGCAGCCCCUAGGUCGCCUACGGGCCGGCUGGGAGAUAAGCUCAAGGGCCUCAAGCUGGCUACGUCGCCUGCAGACCUGACGCCCAACACACCCGCAAACACCUUCACAAGCCCAAUCAGCCAGUCCCGGCCCUUCCACCCGCUGGGCGCCGACAUUGCCGUUUCGUCCCACGAAGCCAUGGCCGCCAACACUCGCGCAGCUCCGAUGUCACUCAAUGCCGCGCUGCAUGGAGACGUCACUGGCGCCGCCUCGGCACCAGUCAGGUUCCGGGCACGGGACGAAGAGGAUGACUUGUUCGCGCUACCCAUGAGCCCGCGUAGCCCAGACAUGAAGAAGAGUCCAUUUAGCGCGCUGUGA
This is a messenger RNA of Fusarium keratoplasticum, 1071 nucleotides long. RefSeq lists its product as uncharacterized. Lineage: Eukaryota; Fungi; Ascomycota; Sordariomycetes; Hypocreales; Nectriaceae. The record is from RefSeq and is a predicted model, not a curated record. Bases 1 to 1071 code for a protein of 356 amino acids. The transcript is spliced from 2 exons.